AUGGGUCUCCACCACGACAAACUCCUCCUAGGCCCUCACAGGCAUGUGUCCUCCGGCCCCGCCGGCCAAAGUGAGCUGCGCGGGCACCCCGCCACCUCUCGGCCUCAGAACGCCCACCCGCAGCGGCGCGCGGGGUCAAGGGGCGGUGACAGCCGGGCGGCGGGGGCGGAGAUGCUACCAGCUGGGGUGUCACCCAGCCCGGAGGCGACUCGCGCUCCCUCGCCGGGACGGCGAGUCCAGUCCGCCCGCCCACUAUCCGCCCGCUCGCCGGGCAGCGCCCCCCACCCAUUUGUCCCGCACCCUCAUGUUGUGCGGGGUCCCCUCAGUCCGGGUUCCCGUCCCAGUCCACUUCCCUCCCCUCCCCCACACAACCGUCCCCGGCGUCCCGCCGCGUCCCAUCCUCCGCCGCCUCCACCCGACUCCUGGGACUCCCCUGGCCCCGGGUGCUUGCUGACCCUCACCUGCCAUGUCCUGGACCCCACCGCAGAGGGAGGUGCAUCACGGCCGCGAGAAGGCCGGGGACGGCACUUCAGAGCAGACAAAGGGCGCCGCCAUGUUAGAGUCGGGCGGAACCGACCUCGCUGGCUUCCCGGCUGCCACUUCCGGCGCAUGCGCAGUGCUUGUCCUAGGCGUAGCUCGUGGACAGGCGCAUGCGCUUAG
This is a messenger RNA of Rangifer tarandus platyrhynchus (Svalbard reindeer), 660 nucleotides long. The record is from the annotation of a GenBank genome assembly. Lineage: Eukaryota; Metazoa; Chordata; Mammalia; Artiodactyla; Cervidae.